AUAUAAAACGGUGUUUUUGAAUCCGGAUCUAGCGCCUUCCAUUCACCUCUUCAAAAACCCUAUUUUUUAUUCAUUCUCUAUCUUCUUCUUCUUCUUCCUCCCUUUGCUUUUCUGUGUUCUCGAUUCGAUUCACCACAAUGGCCAAAGGAGCUAAGAGAAAGACCAAGCAAACUGAAGAUUCCAAACCUGAUUCCGAACCUGCUACAGCUACAGGUUCAUCGCAAGAAAACGAAAGCCAAAAUCAAAUAACCAAAGCGCCUCCCAAAGCAAAACGUGUCAAAACCUCAAAACCCCAAUCUGAGCCGGAAUAUUUUGAAGAUAAACGCAACUUGGAGGACUUGUGGGUUGAAACAUUCCCAGUUGGAACUGAGUGGGAUCAAUUGGAUUCCUUGUAUGAUAUCAAAUGGAAUUUCUCUAAUUUAGAAAAUGCAUUUGAAGAGGGUGGCUUGUUGUCUGGGAAGAAGGUUUACCUCUUUGGUUGCACUGAGCCUCAAUUGGUUAUGCACAAACAGGAAAACAAAGUUAUCUGCAUUCCGGUUGUUGUAGCUGUUGUCUCACCUUUUCCACCAUCUGAUAAAAUUGGGAUUAACUCCGUUCAGAGAGAGGCUGAAGAGAUAAUUCCCAUGAAACAAAUGAAAAUGGACUGGGUUCCGUACAUUCCCCUGGAGGACCGAGAUAGCCAAGUGGAAAGACUGAAGACUGAAAUAUUUAUACUUCGUUGCACCCAAAGAAGGUCUGCUUUAAAGCACCUGAAGUUGGAUAGACUAAAGAAAUACGAGUACUGCUUGCCUUAUUUCUAUCAGCCAUUUAAGGAAGAUGAGUUUGAACAGAGCACCGAGGUUCCAAUAAUCUAUCCAGUUGAACCAAAACCGGUCUUCUGUGAGUUUGAUUGGGAAUUAGACGAACUCGAGGAAUUCACCGAUAAGCUUAUCGAGGCGGAAGAGUUAUCAGAAGACCAAAAGGAUGCCUUCAAGGAAUUUGUCAAGGAAAAGGUUCGGGAAGCAAAGAGAGCCAAUAGAGAGGCAAGGGAGGCACGGAAGAAAGCCAUCGCAGAAAUGAGUGAGGAAGCUAAAGCUGCAUUUGAUGCUAUGAGAUUUUAUAAGUUCUACCCUGUUCAAUCUCCAGAUGCACCUGAUGUGUCUAGUGUUAAGUCACCGUUCAUAAACAGGUAUUACGGAAAGGCUCAUGAGGUUCUCUGAUUGGCUCCAAGCCAAUUAUGUCAAUUUUCCUGGCUUGUUUUGCCGAUAUUUAAUAUGACGAUGACAAGGAAGCACCUUGGUGCCCCAUAAAAUUUUCUUUACCAAAGUAACUGUCCAAAGGUUCAUAGGAUGUGAAAUUGUAAGCUCAGAAAUCCUAGAAAAGUGAACUAGGUGGUGAGGGUAAUUUAGACAUGUUUCUUGAUUCCAUUUUGUAGAGAAUUUCUGAUCAGCUUGAGCUCCAAUUCACAUUGCUCUAAGCUUGUCUUUGUAUUCUCUUAUGAGUAUUUAUUUUUACUUCGAAUUAAAUGUAUGACAGUUUUGGCUUAGAUCUAUGAUAAAAUAAUUUCUAGCUUA
Messenger RNA from Lathyrus oleraceus (garden pea), 1553 nucleotides. RefSeq names its product protein HEAT INTOLERANT 4. Lineage: Eukaryota; Viridiplantae; Streptophyta; Magnoliopsida; Fabales; Fabaceae. Bases 138 to 1199 code for a protein of 353 amino acids. The transcript has 14 exons. Gene Ontology annotation, biological process: regulation of cellular response to heat. The record is from RefSeq and is a predicted model, not a curated record.